This is a messenger RNA of Oncorhynchus keta (chum salmon), 1963 nucleotides long. RefSeq names its product ras-GEF domain-containing family member 1B-A-like. Gene Ontology annotation, molecular function: guanyl-nucleotide exchange factor activity. Gene Ontology annotation, cellular component: plasma membrane. Lineage: Eukaryota; Metazoa; Chordata; Actinopteri; Salmoniformes; Salmonidae. The coding region runs from base 271 to 1680 and encodes 469 amino acids. Gene Ontology annotation, biological process: Ras protein signal transduction; positive regulation of GTPase activity. The record is from RefSeq and is a predicted model, not a curated record. The transcript is spliced from 14 exons.
UGGAGUGAGGAUCUCCGCUGCGCAGUCUCGCUGCAAUAUGACUGUGGAUGAUUGCGUGUUAUAUUAAGAACUCCGUCAAGCCUUGUGAAAACCGUGAACACACGUUCCUUCUACUCGUGAUUUGCAAGUGGAUAUGCUGAAUGUAAGGACAGAGGAAACCUGCGGCUGAAUAUCAGUAGAAGCUCACAGGUUUCGUUGGAGAAAGUGCUCGUUUUAUUCUAGUGGGAAAGAUAUAUUAAGGAUUCUGCAGGUACUUAUUCUGAGGACAAUAUGCCUCAGACGUCACCGCUGACUGGCAUGCUGGUCUCCAGUGGUUACAACCAGAACCAGAACCAGACCAAGGAAGAGGGACUGUAUUACCAUGACAAUACCCUGGUGUCCGGCUCGCUUGAGGCCCUCAUCCACCACCUUGUCCCCAGCAUGGACUACUACCCUGACAGGACAUACAUCUUCACCUUCCUGCUCUCCUCUCGUCUGUUCAUCCACCCCUACGAGCUCAUGUCCAAAGUCUGUCACCUGUGUAUGGAACAGCAGAGACUGAGUGACCCUCAGGCAGACAAGAUGAGGAUCAGGAAGUUGGCUCCCAAGAUCCUCCAGCUGCUUCAGGAGUGGACGGAGACGUUCUCCUACGACUUCAGAGACGAGAGGAUGAUGAGGAGCUUGAAGGAGCUGACCCAACGCCUGUCCUCAGGGGACGAGCUGUACAGGAAGGUGGUUCACCAGAUGAUUCAGGUCCUAAUCAGGAAGCUGACUACUCUGAGCCAGUACGAGGAAGCCCUGGUCAAGAUCAAUGCUACGGCUACAGACAGACUGACUGUGCUCAAGGCCAAGCCUCAGGCCAUCCAGAGGGACAUGCUGUCCAUCUGCAAUGACCCCUUCACCAUGGCACAGCAACUCACUCACAUAGAACUGGAGAGACUGAGCAACAUCGAACCAGAGGAAUUUAUCCAGGCUUUUGAGAAGAAAGACCUUCUGGACAAUGAUAAGAGCUGUUUCAGCGACCAGAAGAAGGCUAGUAGCCUGGAGGCAUAUGUACAGUGGUUCAACAGACUCAGCUUCCUGGUGGCCACAGAGAUCUGCAUGCCCGUAAAGAAGAAGCAGCGAGCGCGAGUCAUGGAGUUCUUCAUCGACGUGGCGCGGGAAUGCUUCAACAUCGGCAACUUCAACUCCCUCAUGGCCAUUAUCUCUGGGAUGAACAUGAGUCCUGUGUCUCGACUGAAGAAGACCUGGAGCAAAGUCAAGACGGACAAGUUUGAUAUCUUGGAGCACCAAAUGGACCCUUCCGGUAACUUCUACAAUUACAGAACGGCGUUGAGAGGAGCGACACAGAGGUCUAGAACAGCCAACAGCACCAGAGAGAAGAUCGUUAUCCCGUUCUUCAGCCUACUGAUUAAAGAUAUCUACUUCCUGAACGAGGGAUGUUCCAACAGGAUGCAGAAUGGACACGUUAACUUUGAGAAAUUCUGGGAGAUGGCGAAGCGGGUCAGCGAGUUCAUGGUUUGGAAGAAGGUGGAGUGUCCGUUUGAGAAGGACCGUAAAAUCCUCCAGUACUUGCUUACCGCACCAGUUUUCAGCGAGGACACUCUGUAUCUGGCCUCUUAUGAGAGUGAAGGCCCUGAGAACCACAUGGAGAAGGACAGAUGGAAGUCUCUGAGGUCCACUCUGCUAAGUAGAGUCUAGAGCUUCUGAACAGAACCAUGUUAAACCCAUCUGACAACCAAGCCUUACCCUGCGGUGAUGUCCGAAUAACAGUGUCCCUGGCCUGAAGGGAAACAACCAUCUGAACUGCACUAUUCAGCAGGAUCUUCUUCUGUUCCGCAGUCAAGGAUUUAUAGCUAAGAAUCCCUCCAGUUGAUUGGCUCUUCCUUCACGCUACGUUUCCAAGGACAGCUUUUUAUUUUUUUCAUCUCUUUUGUAUGAAUUUUUGUAGCCUUUUAUUAAAGACGUUACGACCAUCACGACU